Messenger RNA from Prorocentrum cordatum, 767 nucleotides. NCBI's taxonomy places the organism in Eukaryota, Dinophyceae, Prorocentrales, Prorocentraceae. The record is from the annotation of a GenBank genome assembly.
GACCUCCGGGGCCCACGCAUCGAGAAAAUUGGAGUAGCCGGAUGUCUGGGUCCUAAACAUGCUCGCGCCGUGAGCCAAAACAUCGGCACGGGAGAUGUUCCGCCAGGUUCGGCCUCCUGGGGGGGCCCUCCCCGGACCGCCAGAAGAAACGGCUCGGGAUGAGAAGCCUGGGUCGGGGAAUGGGUCGGGGCCUCUAGGGGUCGACGCCCUGGAAAAAGCACGGCGUCGCGCGUCUGGUUAUCGUUGGCCGGCACCACACCCUUCGGAGUCGCCGAGUUGAGCCGACCCCCAUCCCCACUGGGCCGUGGUAUAUCAGCCCCACUGCCACACCGCCCCAGGUGGGCAUACACCCCUCGAAAUCGGACAGGAGCAGCCCAUAUCCCCACCCGGGGGGGUACAUCGGUCAGACAGGCCCAGGCCACGCUAGAGCCGCUAGAGGACAUGGGGAUCGUUGACCGAUGCUCCUCCUCCUCCUCCUCCUCCUCCUCCUCCUCCUCCUCUUUCUCCUCCUCGCCCACCUCUCCCUCCUCUUUUCCCUCCUCCUUCUCCUUUUUCUCCUCCUCCUCCCCUCCUUCUCCUCAGACGGGGCGGAUCCGCGUGCGGGUCCGCGCGGGCGGCAGCGGCGACCCCGCGGGCUGGAGCGUCCGGGACCUGCGCUCCUUCCUGGACGAGCGUGGGAUCCGGCACGCGGACUGCUUCGAGAAGCGCGAGCUCGUUCGGCGCGCGCGCUCCGCGGCGCCGCCCGCCGGCGCGCGCCGAGCGCCGGC